CGUCUACUGUGGAAAAAUGAAGGUUUUGUUUUGGUAUAUGGUAGACUAGUAGAAGUAAGUGUAUAAAAAAAUGCAUUGCUUGAAAUGAUUUUGUUUUAUAAAGUUGAUGUCCACUAAAUUUUUAAUAAUAGUCCCUGUCUGAUAAAAGGAUCAUGCGUAUUUUGGUGUUGUAGAAACAUGGUUCGAUCACCACCACGACUUACAGCUACUACUACGUUGUCAAUCAUUCCAUAUACUUGAAUAGAAGAACGCUUAUGAAAGCUACAAAUGACUUCAAAUGUAGACAAAAAGUUGAAAAUCAUAGUUCGGUUCGCCUCUGCGAUCCCUGAUCUUACGUUGGACAUUUCAAAUGCAGGAGAGACAACCAUUCGGGAAGUUUUCAAGACCAUUCGUAGUCGAGUUCCUGACUGUAAGGAUAAGCAAUUGAAAUUGAUAUUUCAGGGCCGUCUUUUGUCUCCAUUAUUUACCAUAGAAAGAGCAGUAAGAGGAAACUGGCAUUAUGAUCCUCGUAAAGAAGAUGACGAAUCUCGAAAAGCAUUCAUUCAUUGCAUCGUUGGACCUCAACUAACGCCAAAUGAGUUGGCUCCAGAAGACCAAGAGUUAAGCCAACUUCAGCGGUCUGGCGCUUCAGAGGCGGAAGCGGAGGCGGCACAUCCUAGAGAAAUGUUGAGAGGUUUUGACCGACUUCGUGAGGCUGGUUUUACGGAGACCGAAAUAUCUAGUUUGAGGUCCCAAUUUCAUCAAGCUCGUGGUACAAAUUUAGAUUCCCUUCCGGAGGAUUCUGUACGCGAAGCUGAGGAUGAUUGGAUUGACAAUGGGGCACAAACUUCAUCAGCAGAUGAGUUUGAUAUGUCUUAUGAAACCCUUUUAGCUGGUGUGAUGAUUGGUUUUUUUGGUGGUGCUGUUGCAUGCUAUUUUCUUUGGCAAAGAACUAUGUUCUCCCUGCGAAUGCAACUGUCAAUUUUAGUAGGUAUAAUAUGCAAUUUUGCGUAUGGUGUUUUACAUUCUUAUCGAUGGUAAAGAAUUGAAUUGGAUACGUUAAUUUUUCUAAAAUCAGCUACGAAAACUUGCGUUGAUACCUUCUUCCUUCGAUUAUUCAAGAAAUGCCUUGCCUUGCCCUGCCCGUAAGCUGUGUUCUUCACAAUUUCGCACGAGUAGCCCAUAAUUUUUUCUAAAACGUUGCUCGUUUAAUGAUUAAUAAGUAAGCAGAUUCACAACAGUGACUUUGUCUCAUUGACGACUUUUCUAUUCUUUGUGCAUCGUCACAUUCACUAUAUUAUUUCUUUUCAAGCAUAGUACACCCCAUGAUUUUAAUGACUACAACCGUGUUCUUUUAAUCUUUAUUUAAUACAUUAGCUAAAAAUGAAUAGAUUUUGGGAUUAUCCUUCAGGCAAUAAAUAAAAGCAGAAUAUGUUUACAA
Molecule: messenger RNA, 1420 nt
Organism: Schizosaccharomyces octosporus yFS286
Lineage: Eukaryota; Fungi; Ascomycota; Schizosaccharomycetes; Schizosaccharomycetales; Schizosaccharomycetaceae
Exons: 1
Coding region: 268-1020 (250 amino acids)
Biological process (GO): protein processing
Cellular component (GO): endoplasmic reticulum; Dsc E3 ubiquitin ligase complex
Source: RefSeq, a predicted model, not a curated record